Molecule: messenger RNA, 810 nt
Organism: Ilyonectria robusta
Lineage: Eukaryota; Fungi; Ascomycota; Sordariomycetes; Hypocreales; Nectriaceae
Product: eukaryotic phosphomannomutase
Exons: 3
Coding region: 1-810 (269 amino acids)
Biological process (GO): mannose metabolic process; protein N-linked glycosylation; GDP-mannose biosynthetic process
Cellular component (GO): cytosol
Molecular function (GO): phosphomannomutase activity
Source: RefSeq, a predicted model, not a curated record
AUGGUUGCUCCUCCUUCAUACACUCCCCUCGGGGACCGUCCCCUCAAGGACACCAUCUGUCUCUUCGAUGUCGACGGCACCCUCACUCCCGCCCGUCUGGAUGUCUCCCCCGAAAUGCUCUCCCUCCUCGAGGCCCUCCGCUCCAAGUGCGCCAUGGGCUUCGUCGGCGGCUCCGACCUGGUGAAGCAGGAGGAGCAGCUGGGCAAGCCCGCUGGUGUCCCCGUCACCACGCUCUUCGACUUCUGCUUCUCCGAGAACGGUCUGACCGCCUUCAAGCUCGGUGAGCCCCUUCCCUCCAACAGCUUCAUCAAGUGGAUUGGCGAGGACCAGUACAAGGAGCUCGCAAACUUCUGCCUCCACUACAUCGCCGACCUCGACAUCCCCGUCAAGCGCGGUACCUUUAUCGAAUUCCGCAAUGGCAUGAUCAACAUCAGCCCCGUUGGCCGUAACGCCAGCAACCAGGAGCGCAACGACUUUGAGAAGUUUGACAAGGAUGCCAAGGUCCGAGAGAAGUUUGUGGCUGCCCUCAAGGAGCGCUUCGGCCACCUCGGCCUCACUUUCUCCAUUGGUGGCCAGAUCUCCUUCGAUGUCUUCCCCACCGGCUGGGACAAGACUUACUGCCUGCAGCACCUCGAGAACGAGGCCAAGAAGCCCGACGGCAUCGCCUACAAGACCAUCCACUUUUUCGGCGACAAGACCUUCAAGGGUGGCAACGACUACGAAAUCUACACCGACUCUCGCACCAUCGGUCACUCCGUCACUGGACCUGAGGAUACCAUGCGCAUUCUCAAGGAACUGUUUGACAUUUAG